Molecule: messenger RNA, 2424 nt
Organism: Pocillopora meandrina
Lineage: Eukaryota; Metazoa; Cnidaria; Anthozoa; Scleractinia; Pocilloporidae
Source: the annotation of a GenBank genome assembly
AUGGCUGAUGAUCAAGGGAAUCAAGACAGUUUGAGACAGUUUGUUGCCGAUGAAUGUAAAGCUCAAGCUACAGAGGUAAGUGCAUAGCAUAUGAUCUUUGGUCAGACAUAAGAGAACAGAAAAUGGCCAUUUUUUCGUGGCGUUAUUAGACAAUGAAUUACUCUCUGAUCGAUGAGAAACUUACACAGAACCCUAAAUGCUUUUAUCUCCUCGCUCCCAUCGGUUUUUUCUGAUGUUUUCCUUUUCUUCUCAGCGGUCUGACGUUGAAAACCCUGAGAAUGUGACUUUAGAUGCCGAGAGAAUGAAUAACUUUUAUCAGCGUGCGUUGAGGGAAAGCGAGCGGUGAGUAGUCUGAUAAUUAUGUGAUGUGACAGCUGCGGAUAAACAAAGCAACUGUCACCGUUUCUCUUCUUCAUUGUCGAGUACAUAAUUGAGCAUAAUACCACUCGUAUGCCUUCAAGUUAUGUUUUUUUGAAUGAUUUACUUUAAAAGAAUACGGUAAAGGUUAACAAGAUUAGUUUUGGAAAACUUUUUUCGAGGUUUGGUGCUCAUCCUUGUAAGACAACUGUGAACGCAUUUUCCUUGUUAUUGUGGUUGCAUAUUUUUAUUAUUAUUGUCAUUAUUAUCAUUACCAUUAUGGAGUAUGUCUUUUAAAUUGUAUCAAUUCAUCUUUUCUAUGAUACUCAAACUGUAGACAGGCUUUAUUUUUUUGGUGGACCUAUUGCAUAUGAGAGUUGAUCCUUCACAGUUUCGAUGGCUUUGAAUAAUUUAGGGGGUAUUGCAGUUUAGAUCUCUGAGCAAUGACAGCUCUUACAACAAAUCAAAACCACAGGUUUUCCACUGUCACCCACUUCUUUGAUAUUCAUUCUUAUAUAUGGGUAUUUUAAAAGCUAAUGUGAUGGCUAACUGCCAAUUUUUCCUCAUAGCUUGGUCGAUUAGAAGACUGCCAAGGUUUUCUUGUACAGUCAUUAGUUCAACACCUGUUUAGGCCUGAUUGUUGUUUGUUAUUUCAAGGCUUCACAUUCUCAACUUCUCAUGUUCUGGAAUAGCCCAAUUUUGAUGUUUAAAAUUUUGAGUAAAAUCGAAGUGCAUUACUAAGAAGGUCUAAGUCCAAGAGGGUCUUCCCAGAGUCUUGUGCUGAUGUCUAUGAGUGCAAUUAUUUUUUACUUCUAAAUAUCAAUGAUAAUAAAGUAGCAUGAUCUGAUAGUGCCAUACAAUCCCUGAUAGAUCCCGACUGAUAUGCAUUUUAUUCUUGGUUUAGAAUGAGCAAUGAAGUCACAAGAUCCCACAUGCAGAGAAGUGAACUUCAUAAAGAACUUGGAGCAGACAUGUUUAAGAGCUGGACACAAGAUCAUGCUCAAGAGGUCCUCAGUUCUGAAAGGUAUGAACUGUGGAGUAAAGAAGAAGAAAAGGCAGAAGAAGCUCUUAAACAGCUGAAGAAUUCAUCAAUCUGUGAAGAUGAAAGCAGUGAUGAUGCAUCACAUUGACAAACGCUAUUAUAUUGGAACAUAUGGUAACAGAAAUUAGGAAUCCAUGGAAGUCUUGGUAUUUAAAAAUGUGUAUAGAUUGACUGUUAUAUUUUUGGUACAUGAAUUUGUGGCUCACAGCUAAUGACUUAGAGUCUAGCACAAGGUUGUACCAUUUUUGUUACCAAUAUAAGGACACAACAGACACUGGUUGUGAUGAAAACAACAUACUAUAAAAGGCCUGUUUACAUGGAGGUUGGGAAUCCCCGAUAGAUAAGGUAACUUGCCUUUCCAUGUAAUCUCUUAUUUUAUCUUGAUCACAUUUACACGACAGGCGUGGUGAGUCUCACCCAGGCAGGAUAAGCCCAGUCUGCCAGGUAGGGUAACCCUGUCAGUUGGGGUGACAAUUUGCCAUGUAAAGGUCUCAAGGUGGGGUAAUCUGCCUAGUGGGGGUCGGGUUCAUGUUGCAAAGAUGUGAAAUGAGCAAAACAAUAACAAAAAACAUGUGUUUCAAAACUUUGUGCAUUUCGUAGCCGUCCUAUACAGAACUAAAUAAUAAACCACCAACUUUUACAUCCUCUCAGCAAUGAAACCCUGAGAGCAAUUUUUGUCAUGUUUUUACUUUGAACUCAAUACGACAUUCACAUGUUAUGCUAAAGUGAAGACAUUAUACUGUCACAAAUGCUUAAUGCAUCCAGUUAUUGCCAAAAAUCUUAGAAGGAAAAAAAUUUUUUUUUUCGGCAACCAUAUACCUCAGGUCAUGGUAGUGACAUCUUAACUUCCUCGGUGCAAGCACAACAACAACCUCAAGAUAUUUCCUGGCAUCCAGUGGUUAUAAGAUUGUUUGUCUACACUUGCUGUGUUUUCAACCAUGGCUCGACAGGUUACCUCACCUACCUGGGUCCCCCACUUCCAUGUAAACAGGUCCUAAAUUUGGUUUCAGUUAUAUGGACAUUUU